Caenorhabditis auriculariae is the source of this 1482-nucleotide messenger RNA. The record is from the annotation of a GenBank genome assembly. NCBI's taxonomy places the organism in Eukaryota, Metazoa, Nematoda, Chromadorea, Rhabditida, Rhabditidae.
AUGUCUCGACGUGUAGUGAGCUCCAACUUCCAAUCGGAAACGAGUCGGUGGGAGGAAUCUACUGCUUCUGAAAAUCGUCAAAACUAUAGACAGCCGCUGAAAAUUGAGGUAAACGAGGAAAGUUCUCAGAACCGUCGGUCGGCUUUGAGCUGUUCUUCUUCUUCCAACUCGUCCAUCUGCUCCCAAAGCUCUUCUUGCACGACGGAUAGGUAUUACAGUCACAGUUUUCUGAUCAAAUUGCAGGAAUAGCUUGCUUAAAAUCGAAUUUCGACCAUGUGCUGUGCACCCACCAGCAACUAACCGCGACAAUUUUUGUCAAGUGAGCUCAGUAUUACAGAAAAGUGAAUUUCUGGCUUAACAUGAAUUUUAGUUGCAUGGAAAUCAGUAUAGCUCAAGGUCUGACUCGAAUCGAACGCACACCAGCUCGAUAGUGUAGUCGCAGAAGUAUAAUUUUAUUCAGUAUGAGUUCAGGCCAAGAACGGGGAUGAGUAGAGGAUCAGCUUCACAAAAUUCUCAUGGAAGGUAAUUUGUCCUAGAAAUAGCUUUCUUUGUUGGUUACAGAAGCGGGUUUCCGAAAACUGCCAUUUUAUUGUCAAUUUUUAAAUCAGCAUAAAAAAUUUUCCGCACAUAUUUAACGAAAAAUAGUGAGCUUAGCCAUAACAAAAAAAAAAUUUUUGGCGUCAUUCAAUAUACAUAGCCGCCGAUGUCUAAGUUUGAAUUCUGAAGUUUUCUGCUUGUUUCUUCUUCGUUAUUGACCAUUUUAGAUUGGUUUAGAGAAAUUUGAUUACGUUACUGUAUCGUGAAGCUUAACACUGAGGUUUAAAAAAAGAAAAAGAAACAAAAAAGCAUGAACCUUUCGUCCUUAAAGAGAUUUUGAAAAUUCAACAAGUCGUUUUCUUUCGACUUUCUACCGGAUUUCCACCUCCGAAAUAAAAAUCCUAUAGCCGCGGUGGAAGCCGCUUGUCAUCCCUCGGCAACUUGUUCACAUCUUUGUUCAGCUUCUUUGAAACGAACCCGGUAAGGUUUCAUACCAUGAAAUGUUUAUUAACCUUCAGACUGCUGGAAAAAUGGUUCUCGCUGCAAUUGGCUUGUACCUGGUGCUCUGCUCGAUAGAAGUCAUCCUUCCAAAAAUCGUCGAACUUUUUGUCCGGUACAAAAAGCAAGUCUACUAGCUUCAAAGUUUAUUCAGCAUGCUUUAUCCGGGAGUUCGUUACACGACAGUAGCGUUUGAGCAACUUUUUGGAGCCAUUACCAAUCUUUUCACUCGCGCCGAUCAAGUUAUUCAUGUACGUUCAAACGAAUAUCGUUCAGCCAGUCUCUCAAGUGGUUAUUCCGGAACUUUUUUUUUUUUAGGCCACGUAUUGCGACUUCGCGACGCGUUGGUGUCAGUCGCACAGACUGAUGUGCGACGUCCGUUGCUCCUUCGUCGAGCAGGCUUUUGCCCAAGCGCGUUCCCAACUCGCUCCGCCUCCUCAGCUUUGA